Molecule: messenger RNA, 393 nt
Organism: Leptinotarsa decemlineata (Colorado potato beetle)
Lineage: Eukaryota; Metazoa; Arthropoda; Insecta; Coleoptera; Chrysomelidae
Source: RefSeq, a predicted model, not a curated record
GUUUGGACGGAGGUCAGGGUGCAAAUCAAGUAGAAACUGAUGGUAUAGGUCAAGGUGGAAGUCAAGCUGGAGCUCAUACAGGAGGUCAAGGUGGAGAUAAUGGUGGAGGUAAAAGUGGAGUUCACGGUGGUACCCAUUUAAUCGGUUCUAUUGAGUUUGGAAGUCCUGAUAACGAUGCGGACACAGGAAAUAGUUCUAUUGAAGAGCAGAUUCAUUUAGAUCCCACAAUUUCCAAUUUGGCUAAUGCCUUCAAGUCAUAUAGCUGGUCAGAUUUUAUGAAGUGGAUUGAAAAUUAUUUGGAGAGUUUCAAGGGAGAUAUAGACGAAACAAUGAAGAAAUUACUCCUUUACGUCACCAAAUCACAAAAAACUGGAAUUUCUAUGAUACAAUCUG